Molecule: messenger RNA, 1236 nt
Organism: Dacryopinax primogenitus
Lineage: Eukaryota; Fungi; Basidiomycota; Dacrymycetes; Dacrymycetales; Dacrymycetaceae
Product: N-terminal nucleophile aminohydrolase
Exons: 3
Coding region: 189-1199 (336 amino acids)
Source: RefSeq, a predicted model, not a curated record
CGACCGAAGAGGGUCAGUAACCAACCGGUCGCACCCCACAUAGCUUCGAGCACUAUAAAUGGCGCCUGAAACAUGUUUGCUGGAGGGGGGACAUUGCCUCAAUUUAUAGAUCGGUCAUAUAAAUAACCUUCAAUAUCCUGACAGCUAGCAUCCCACUCUACCCCCUCACAUCAUCUUGAACAUACACAAUGUGCCGCUGGUUCGCCUACAUUAGCAACACAGAGCCUUGCUUGCUGGAAGACAUCCUCAUACGUCCCCAGCACGCUCUCACAAAGCAGGUGAACGAUCACUACCUCCCUCACCUCUUCCACCACAUGCCCGGCGAAACGCAAAAACAAGAGCAAGCCGAGAUCAAGCUCCGCAACAUCCUCCACAACACCGAUGGUACUGGUGUUGGCUUCUACUCCUGGGUCAGGGACGAAUACGGCGAAGCUGAAGGCGCGAGACCAAUGAUAUACAAGACGAUCCAACCUCCUGGGAACGACGCGAACUUCCAGUCUCUUUGCGCGAACACCUCUGCGCUCUGCGUCCUCGCCCAUAUCAGGAUGGCGACGAGCGCGGUACACAUGUACAACAACCACCCUUUUGCGUUCGGGCGCCAUCUUUUCAUGCAUAACGGCACAGUUGCAAAUUUCACCGAUAUACGUCGGGAGAUGACUGCUCUCAUGAGCCCCAAGGCGCACGCCGCAGUGCAGGGAAGUACGGACAGCGAGCAUGUCGCUGCGCUGUACAUGACCUACCUGGGCGAGGACUGGGAGCGCAAGUACCCUCUGCAGGAGAUGAAACGCGCGCUGGAUCGGGCGAUCGGCACUGUCCUCCUCCUGCAGAAACAGCUCGGCCCUGAGAAGGCGCAAGCAAAUUCGCUCAACCUGUGCACGACGGAUGGGGACCAGCUCGUCGCUGUCCGCUUCAGGAACCACGAGGUCGAGCAGCCUCCCAGUCUGUACUACUCCACCCAAGCCGGCGCAACCUUGAACCGAAAAUACCCUGAUCAUCCGAACGGCGAAGCAGCGCUCUUGAAUGCCGAUGUCGAGAACGGGAUCCCUGCGGGGAGGAAGACGGAAGAGCAUGGGAAGCAUGUGAUCGUCGCUAGCGAGCCGACCACGUAUAGGCAGCAGGACUGGAAAUUAAUCGGCAAGAAUAUGGCGGUGAUGGUGGAUGAGGAUAUGAACGUUACGGUCGAGCCGGUGGUGCUGUAAUUUGAGCUAUGACUGGUGUGAUCUGGAUUGAAAUUUG